Messenger RNA from Pteronotus mesoamericanus, 1926 nucleotides. RefSeq names its product cilia and flagella associated protein 99 (gene CFAP99). The transcript is spliced from 15 exons. Lineage: Eukaryota; Metazoa; Chordata; Mammalia; Chiroptera; Mormoopidae. The record is from RefSeq and is a predicted model, not a curated record. The coding region runs from base 1 to 1926 and encodes 641 amino acids.
AUGGCCUACUACGGGAAGUGCGUGGACGCAGCGAUUGAGCAGCUGGGCCGGUUCCACCCCGAGAAGGAAAGCCCGGAGCAGUUCCUGGGGGCUGCGCGCACAGCCCUGCAGACCCUGAGCCCCCAGAAGCAGGCGUUCAUUCUGGAGGUGCUGUCCGGCUGUCUCGAGUACCGGAAGCUGCUGACCGUCGUGGUGGACGCCUUCUACGUGCGGGACGGCCGCCUCUGCCUGAGGGCCGACUACCACCUCUUCCAGGUGAUCUGCUACCUGGCCACUUUCCAGCUGGAGGAGCUCGGCUUCCAGCUCUUCUGCAACAUCAUCAAGUCCCAGCCCGCAGACAAGAUGCGCAAGUUCCUCGGGUUCUUCUUCAACCCCUUGAACCUGUGCUCGUGGAUCAAGGAUGAGUGGAGCCUCCUCUACGACCUGGCCCACGUGCAGAGCUGGACGGAGCCCCUGCUGAGGUGGCAGCCGGAGGUCCAGGCACUGAUCGACCAGCUGGAAGGGCAGUCGGCAAGCCGGCCCCCGCCUUCAAGGGCCAGGGUCACAGAGCCCAAGAAGUUCAACCUGACCGUCCCCAGACCCCGCGCCAUUCCGUUGCCCGAGCCUGUCCCUGUUGUGGCCAAGCCGGCGCCAGUCCCCCGGAGCACCCACCAGCCACCCAAGGAGCCGCAGGUGCUGGAGAUGACUAAGAGGUACAACCGCCGGAAGGCGGAGGAGCUGCUGUUGCUGGCGAACCUGGAGGAGAUGCGGUGCGCGGUGCCCAGGGCCCGCAGGGAGCCCCCCGCACAGGGCUCCAGGAAGCUGCGGCUGUGUUUCCCUCCCCGGAUUCGCGAGAGCCCGAAGCUGACCUUCUACGAGCCCAACGAGGUCCCAGUCAAGCUGAACACAGCCGCCAUCCUGCGGGAAGGGGCCUUAUACCAGCGGCAGGUGGAGAAGGAGCUGCAGAGGGUGGACAAGCUUGUGGACGGGGCUGGGGACUUCUCCGAGUUCCUGGAGUGGCAGAAGAAGAUGCAGGCGAAGGACCGGGAAGAGCGGCGGGCUGCGGACGCGUGCCGCAGGCUGCGGGGGAAGCUCAGCCACGAGGAGGCCACGCUGGCCCGGCAGCAGCUGCUGCAGAAGAACCGGCAGAGGGCCGCCCGGAAGAAGGAGGAGAUGGCUGAGCUCAUGCAGCAAUGUGCUGAGAGGCGCCUGCAGGAGCAGAGGUCCCUGAGGGAGCUGGUGGAGCAGGUGAUGGAGGGGCAGAAGAACGUCAAGGUGGCGCAGAUGAAGCUCCUGAAGGGCCGGCGGCAGACAGUCCAGGAGGUGACGGAGGAGAACCGGGCGCUGCUGCAGCGCAGUGCGGAGGAGGCCAGGGAGGAGCAGAGGCGGCGCAGUGAGCUCAUCUCCCAGCUCCGAGCCCUGGAGACACAGCCCACGCGCCAGGGCAGGCCCGUGGACCUGACCGAGAUCCCCGGGCACGGCCUGGAAGGGGAGAUGUCCAUCGUGGAGCUGCGUGAACGGCUGGCCCUGCUCAAGGAGGCCCAGUGGCGGCAGGAGGAGGAGAGGCGGGACCAGAUCAUCCAGGGCAAGCGCACCAAGAGCCAGGAGCUGCGGAACGCGCUGGAGCAGAUCUCGCUGUGCCGCGCGGCCAUGGGCCGGUCUGCAGCCCUGAGGUUGGAGGAGAAGAAAGCGGCGGCCCCGGAGGCGCCCUCGCAGGACGAGCGUGUGCAAGAGCUGCAGCGCAGGAUCGAGGAGGCGGCGGCCGAGCGCCGCAGGCAGGCGGCCCAGCUGCACGUGCCGGCGCCGCGGACCGGGUGCCCCAAGCCGCGGGCGCAGCUGGAGGCGCAGCACUGGCUGGAGCUGGAGCAGAGCCGAGCACGCAGGCUGCGGGCCGUGCAGCGGGGUGGCUCGGCCUGCGAGCCCCGGCGCCGCCUGCAGGCCACCUGA